AUGAUGUCUUAUCUUAAGCAACCACCUUAUGCAGUCAAUGGCCUGAGUCUCACAACCUCGGGCAUGGAUUUGUUGCAUCCGUCCGUCGGUUAUCCCGGGCCUCUGGCUCCGUUCGCAGCCACCCCGCGGAAGCAGCGGCGGGAGCGCACGACCUUCACCCGGGCGCAGCUGGAUGUGCUGGAGGCUCUUUUCGCCAAGACCCGCUACCCCGACAUCUUCAUGCGGGAGGAGGUGGCUCUGAAAAUCAACCUGCCCGAGUCCAGAGUGCAGGUGUGGUUUAAAAACCGCCGAGCCAAGUGCCGGCAGCAGCAGCAGCAGCAGCAGAACGGGGGCCAGAACAAGGUACGGCCGGCUAAGAAGAAGAAUUCUCCAGCCCGGGAAGUGAGCUCGGAGAGCGGGACCAGCGGGCAGUUCACUCCCCCCUCCAGCACCUCAGUCCCCACCAUCUCCAGCAGCAGUGCCCCCGUGUCCAUCUGGAGCCCGGCGUCCAUCUCCCCGCUCUCAGACCCCCUGUCCACCUCUUCCUCCUGCAUGCAGAGAUCCUAUCCCAUGACCUACACCCAGGCAUCAGGCUACAGCCAAGGAUACGCUGGAUCGACCUCCUAUUUCGGAGGGAUGGACUGUGGAUCUUACUUGACCCCUAUGCACCACCAGCUGCCCGGGCCGGGGGCCACCCUGAGUCCCAUGGGUGCCAACGCGGUCACCAGCCACCUCAACCAGUCUCCAGCCUCCCUCUCCACCCAGGGCUAUGGAGCCUCCAGUUUGGGCUUUAACUCCACCACCGAUUGCUUGGAUUAUAAAGACCAAACCGCCUCCUGGAAGUUAAACUUCAAUGCUGACUGCUUGGAUUAUAAGGACCAGACGUCGUCAUGGAAGUUCCAGGUUUUGUGAAGAACCUUUGUGGUACCGAGAGAAACCGCGACGAGAACGAACAGGCUGGGCUGAGUGCUCCAGUUUUAGUCAGGUCUUGGUUAAAUUAAAGAGAAAAAUAACUCCAUGGACAAACAAAUGAACAAAAAAACUGACAGCAACAAGAGGGGGACAGUGUUGGUGUGAUCCCGUUCAGACUCAUCUCCUGCUCAGACGCUCUGGAAAAGGAAUAAUAAAGAGGAAAAACGGAGGAGGAAGGCCUUAAACGGACAGAUCAUCUAGUGAGCAGAAACCAGACAGACCCAUCUGUGUUCUUUCUAGUUUUAGCCAAUUGUUGGGUUUCUUUGUUUGGAAGAGGUGGGAGAUCUUCCCACCUGCGGGCCAGUUUUAAAAAAAGAAAAAAAAAAAAAAGAGUCUAGGUUUUUAUUUCUUUUUUUGUGUGUGCGUGGAAAGAUGAUCCUUCACCCAGAGGUUUCCAAUGUGUUAGCCAACCCUCGGUUAAAAUAUUCAGAAUGGACAACAUCGCUCUUUUUCUCCCUCUUUUUGUCCCUCCCUCUUUCUUUCUCUCUCGAGCUCACCCAACUGUUUCAUGCCCAACUUGCUGAAGUUGGCACCCGGAGAACUUGGUUCAGGGCUGUGUGGGUUGUGUGACUGAUUGUCCUAGCUGCACUACUUUAUUUAAAGAUUAAGAAAAAAAAAAAGAUAAUGUUCAUAAGGAGUCAAUAUGUAGUUUUUAAGAGACAAUCAGUGUGUGUCUUAUAUAAAUGGUACAUCUGUGGUUUUUAAUCUGUGCU
Molecule: messenger RNA, 1664 nt
Organism: Haemorhous mexicanus (house finch)
Lineage: Eukaryota; Metazoa; Chordata; Aves; Passeriformes; Fringillidae
Gene: OTX2
Product: orthodenticle homeobox 2
Exons: 3
Coding region: 1-891 (296 amino acids)
Biological process (GO): multicellular organism development; regulation of transcription by RNA polymerase II
Cellular component (GO): nucleus
Molecular function (GO): DNA-binding transcription factor activity, RNA polymerase II-specific; RNA polymerase II cis-regulatory region sequence-specific DNA binding
Source: RefSeq, a predicted model, not a curated record